GCUGUCAUCUUCCACCAUCUUCAAGCCGUCAAAAAACAUAUAAAAAACCAUUUUAUAUCCAAGCGGUAGCUUCGUCGCUUCUGUUCUUCAAAAAGUCUAUAAAGCAGUAACGACCCCUCAAAACCCAGAAAAACACAAAUAUGUCUUCUCCCGCUGUUCCCGAGGCUGCGCCUGCUCCCGAUGUUCCUGUCGCGGCUCCAGCUCCUUACAACCCUCCCGCUCCCCAGCCAUCUGCGGGAUCUACCCCCUCUGCUUCCCUCUAUGUUGGUGAGCUCGAGCCUAUCGUCACCGAGGCCAUGCUCUUCGAGAUCUUUAACAUGAUUGGUCCUGUGGCGAGCAUCCGUGUUUGCCGUGACGCCGUCACUCGUCGCUCGCUCGGCUACGCAUAUGUGAACUACUUGAACGCUGCCGAUGGCGAGUCACCCGCCAUUCACUUUAACCGUGCCUGCCGCAUCAUGUGGUCUCAGCGUGACCCUGCCUUGCGUAAGACCGGCCAAGGCAACAUCUUCAUCAAGAACCUGGAUGAAGCUAUCGAUAACAAGGUCUGCGCCCCAUUCUUAUAUAUCUCGCCCACCGACUCACAAGACCAGGCCCUCCACGAUACCUUUGCUGCUUUCGGCAACGUACUCUCCUGCAAAGUCGCCACCGAUGAGCACGGCAUGUCAAAGGGCUACGGUUUCGUGCAUUAUGAGACUGCCGAAGCCGCCGAGAGCGCUAUCAAGGCUGUCAACGGUAUGCUCUUGAACGAUAAGAAGGUCUAUGUUGGCCACCACAUCUCACGCAAAGAACGUCAAUCCAAGAUGGACGAGAUGAAGGCCCAGUUCACCAACCUUUACAUCAAGAACUUGGACCCUUCGGUCACUCAGGAAGAGUUUGAGCAGCUGUUCACGCCUUUCGGUCCUGUUACGUCCGCCAUUGUGCAGUUCGGCGAGGACGGCCAGAGCAAGGGCUUUGGAUUCGUGAACUACGAGAACCACGAAGACGCGCAGAAGGCCGUCGAUGGUUUACACGAUACCGAGCUCAACGGACGCAAGCUGUUCGUGUCUCGCGCGCAGAAAAAGGCUGAACGCGAAGAAGAGCUACGCAAGUCGUACGAGCAGGCCAAGAUGGAGAAGAUGAGCAAGUACCAAGGCGUCAACUUGUACAUCAAGAACCUGGAGGACGACGUUGACGACGAGAAGCUGCGCGCUGAAUUUGAGCCGUUCGGGACGAUCACGAGCUCGAAGGUGAUGCGCGAUGAGAAGGGCACCUCCAAAGGCUUUGGCUUUGUCUGUUUCACAUCUGCGGACGAGGCCACCAAGGCUGUGGCAGAGAUGAAUAACAAGAUGAUCGGGUCGAAGCCUCUGUAUGUCUCUCUGGCUCAGCGUCGCGAGGUGCGGCGUCAGCAGUUGGAGAGCCAGAUUGCCCAGCGCAACCAAAUCCGGAUGCAGCAGGCUGCUGCCGCUGGUAUGCCUGGUGGAUACAUGAACGGUCCGAUGUAUUACCCGCCGGGCCCUGGCUUCCCACCCCAAGGUCGCGGGAUGAUGGGCUACGGCCAGCCCAACAUGCUUCCUCCCCGGCCUCGCUAUCCUCCGAACAACGGCCAGGUCGGGGGGAUGCCGAUGCCUGCUCCCUACAAUCAGGGCCCGCCUCAGCCCUACGGCGGCGCACCUGGCAACUACCGUGGCCCCCGCCGGAACUCCCCGCCCAUGCCUAAUGCCCAGCUGCCUCGUGCCGGCGCUGCCCCUCCGGCAGGUCGUGCGGCCCCCGCCCCCGCCCCUACCCAACCACGGGCUGCUGCUCCUGCCUCCACUCCUGCAGGCCGCGGCGCUCCUGCUGCAGCUCCUGCUCCUGCCCAGCCUGGUUACAAACUCAACCCUCAGGUCCGCAACGGUGGUGCGAGUGGAACAUCCGACUUCAACUCUGCUGCAUUGGCUGCCGCAUCGCCUAUGGAGCAGAAGCAAAUGUUGGGUGAAGUGAUCUACAUGAAGAUCGCUGUGACCCAGCCGGAGCUUGCUGGUAAGAUCACAGGAAUGUUGCUCGAGAUGGACAACACGGAGUUGUUGCAUCUUCUGGAGACUCCCGAUGCCAUGGACUCCAAGGUCAACGAGGCACUCGCUGUUCUCCAAGAAUUCGUCAAGGCCGAAUAAUCGCUUUUCAUUUGGCCGUCCAUUCGUUUUUUGCUUGCCCAUGUUGUCACCAAUCAUCUGCGGUCGUCGCUGUUGUGUUUCUACUUUGAUGACGUUGUUACUUUAUGUAUUUCAGUAGAGAACAGAGAUGAUUCUUCGCUUGUAAUAUGCACCAACGCGACGCGUCAC
Mycena citricolor is the source of this 2297-nucleotide messenger RNA. The record is from the annotation of a GenBank genome assembly. Lineage: Eukaryota; Fungi; Basidiomycota; Agaricomycetes; Agaricales; Mycenaceae.